Messenger RNA from Halteromyces radiatus, 744 nucleotides. RefSeq lists its product as uncharacterized. The record is from RefSeq and is a predicted model, not a curated record. The transcript has 4 exons. NCBI's taxonomy places the organism in Eukaryota, Fungi, Mucoromycota, Mucoromycetes, Mucorales, Cunninghamellaceae. The coding region runs from base 185 to 439 and encodes 84 amino acids.
UGUCAAUGUAAUUGAUUCCAUCUUCUGAUGUAUUUUUUAUUCUUUAUUUGGUGAAUGCAUUCUUUAGUUUUAUUUUACGCAUAUGGUUACGGAAUACGCUGAUACGACAGCCGUUCUUUGAAUCCGAAGAAGAAGUUUAGUCAUGUUGUUGGAGUAGAUUGGGUUGGCUCUAUUGGUUACAUGUAUGUCUUGGCAGGUAUUGAUAACCUCUACAUUUUAUUCAAUAAAAAAUGACGGAAUUCUCUCGCUCCCUAAAUCUCCUCAUGACUUCGCUGAUCUGAAAUCGACUUUGGAUUUACUAUUUUGCUAUCAGCAUUUUAUUUUGGAACUUGGCCAUGAAGCUCAAUCUGCCUUGCAAAAACGACAAGACCUCAAUCAAAUUUGUGAAGCCACUGAUGUUUCUGAUGAAAUCGAGGCUUACCAGCAACACAAUAUCUAAUUAACUCCAACAAAGCACAAAUCAAAACAAGAAGACUAGAUCUUGCAAAAUGGCCAAAAUGAUUGCUAUUGAUCAUGACAACGAAAUCAGAUGUAUCUCUUGUUAUGAUCUCCUUCAUGGGAAACAAAAACAACUCCAGCGGUUUUUAAGUCAAGAAUUGGGUGUGUCAAGCGGGCGAAGUAGCUUUUUUUUUUUCAAUCUUCCUCCUUUUUUUUUUUUUUUUUCUAUCAUCCUCAUAUCCCGGUCAAGGCGCUUUCUCUUUUUUUCUUAUUUUUUAUUUAUUAUGUUUUUUUUUUAACCUUUCU